UGGGAGGGAGGAGCUUGUGUGGCACUGAAUGACUCGUAGAAUCACCUGUCACUCGUGACAAACUUGUCACUGUGGCACUGUCAUGCAGUGUCUGUGGCACUACUGGCACACUUACGUUAGGAAAUCCAAAGAGGACGCACACUUCUUACUGGUUACCUCCAAGACAGGCAGUAGAGUAUGUAGGGUAGCUAAAGCAGAGUGCAGUGUGGCAUCUCGGCCCACUCGACGUGGGGAUAAUGUGACAGCUUGGACUCCAGCGUCUUCUCAAGAGCUAAGGCUGUGAUAGUAAAGGAUUUAAAUAUAAUACUGUACUGUUUAUAGAAAUAGGAAAUAUAGUUAAUCUUAAAUAAAUCUUCACUUUUGUUAACUUUUCACAGUACAGUACAGUAGUUGUAUUUAAAAAGUUCCUUAGAAAAAGCAUAAUAGCUAGAACACAGAUCCUCAUAUAUUAUUUAUUUAUUGAUCACUGAAAUUUAUAUCAGUGUUGCUCAAAACACAUUUAAAAAUAAUAAAUAAAGCAGUUAAUCAGAAUUCUCAUUAAUAAGUUAGAGGCUAGAUAUUUAUAACUUUAUUACACUACCUAUCACCAAGUACUGUAUAAACAAGCACCCAACUUAGUCAUUAUCAGACGUCAUUAAAGUAGUUAUAUCAUAUGACUGACUAUCAUAUUUUGUCAAAUCAUUAAGUCUAUAAAAGGACAAUUUUAGCUGCCAAUAAUUUAGGCAGCCAAAAUUCUACGUGGGAGAAAAUUUCGCCCUCAUCGGAGCCGCCUCAGAGGAAGGAUGGCGGCAGUUGAGGGUCAGGCAACCCAGCUGGACUUUCAUCAAGCUAUGGAAGACUUCAAAACUAUGUUCCCAGAUGUUGAUGCUGAUGUUAUUGAGGCAGUGUUACGAGCCAACCAAGGAGCUGUUCAUGAGACCAUUGACCAACUGUUGACAAUGACCACAGACACUGAAAGUCAGAGUGAAAGUGUUGGCAAUCAGUUGGCACCACAUGGAGGAAGUGGAGGUGUAGGGGCCUGCAAUGAAUUGCCACCAUCAUAUGCCCUUUCUGCGACACCACCCCCAAGUUAUCACCAAGCGGUUCCUUCUCCACAUCGUUCUCCACUUCGUGGAGGGUUAGCCCAGUCUGAGGAAUCUUUAUCACUUCGAGCACAGAGAAACUGGAAUCCCCCAAUGUUGCUUCCUUUACCGGCUGACUUCCUAAGACUCACUCCCCCUCCCCAUCAGGGUGUAGGAGUGUUAUCUCCUCAAAGACUGAGUCAGCGACUCAAUGAAAAUGCUCUGGCACGAGAGGCAGUUGGAGAGAGUGAUGCUGAACUUGCUCAGUACCUGAAGGAUGAACGUAUAGCCCUCUUCCUCCAAAAUGAUGAGUUCAUGGAUGAGCUACGAACUAAUCGAGAGUUUAUGACUGCACUGCAAGAGGAUUAUGAAUCUGAAGCUGGAGAUGAUGACGAAAUGGAAGGAGCAGAAGGUAAAGGCCAACUUGCUCAGCUUGAUGAUGCAACACUCAGAGAGAGAAUUGCUACUAUGGGAAAAGCAUCAAGAAAGAAAUUUGCACAGAUAGCAAAGGUUUUUUCACGCCGCAAACGCACCAGUGGACGUAGCUUACUCCCGAGUGCUGGACGAGACCAGUUGCUUAUAUCUGCAGACCCACUCAUUGAAGAUGAAGAUGAUGAUAGACAACCACAGCAAAUACAUGUAGAAGGAGGUUUAUCUUCAUCUCCAAGACACAUACGGUAGAGAAAGGCAACAGGACGUCUGUAUUGCAGUUUGAAGAAUUUUUUGACUUUAAUUUGAAAAUGUAAUGUCUACAAGAAGAGGCACAAAUGAAACAUGGUGCAUUGUUGUCCCUAUGUAGACUACUAGACACAUCUUGUUAAAUGGAACUCAUUUCAGACUAGCAGAAGCAGGCCGUCUUGUGUAUUGUUUUGCUAGAAAGGUUGUCAACACAAAUGCAUUUUUUUUGGUUCCACUCUGUACAAAGAAUUUUUUUGACGUUGGUUAUCUGAAGUUGCAAGAAAAUUAAUGCUAAUGACAGUAAUUACAAAUGCUGUAAUUUCUAGACGAUUCACCUUGUCACUUUCCUCAGGCUUUAUUCAUCAACCUAGUAUAUGUACAGUACUUAAGACACAGUAAAUAAAUUUUAAAUUAAUUUUCAUAGGAAUGAGUAUUUUAUACCAUAUUAUCUUCAUAGUGAUUGAAAUAAUGUUAAAUGAGUAUAGCUUAUAUAAUUUAUACAGCAGGUAAUCUAUAUUAUUUAUAUUAAUUCAGGAUUAGGUAUGAAUUUUUUUAUCAUAAUAUUAAUUUUUAUUUUGAAUCUUCCCUUGUUUUGAUGGUUGUUGGUUAAUUACCAUUUCAUGUAGUCAUCUCAUUUAUUUCAUGGAGGAAUUGGAGGAAUUCAUCAUUGAACAAAUCCUUUAUGUGAAACUGUUACAUAGUAGUUGUAAAGGUGUUUAGAAAAAAGACAUAGUAUAUUGCAGGUUUAGAAUCUACAGUACCGUAAUACAGUAUAUGGAAACAACAAAUACAGUACAUCAUUCAGGAGAAGGUAAAUGAUUGUGUUCAUUAUUAAAAAAAUUAUAUUGAUUAUUACAGUUAAAUGAGCAGCUGCCUACUCGAGGGAAUGUAGCUGAAGCCUGCACACUUCCCUGAAACAUCAUGUGGCCAAUUACAUACGUACAGGAGUAAUAAAUUAUAAUAACAUGGUAGUUAUGCACUCUUAACUUUCUAAGAGAAAUAUUGUUGCUAGUGUAUGAAGAUAACUUUUCUGUUUAUUAUGAAAUCUAAAUUUUCAAAACUAAUACUUUUAAUACAUUCAAAAAUUUAUUAAUAUAUGUAGAAUUAGUUGAAAGUUUUGUAUACAGUACAAUAUUUGCUAUAUACAAAAUGCUGUUAAUUUUCAUCAGAAUACAUUAUACUAUGUCUUUUGACCUUUUAAGCAUAUGACCAAAUAUUAAACAAUGAUAGUAUACCUCACAGUGUUAAAACAAUAUUUGCAUUACAAUUGUUUUGCAUAUUUUGACAGGAAAAUAAUAUAAACAAGUUCUCAUUACAACAUAUCCUUUGAUAGUUGAUGCAAAAUUGUAAAAGUACACUUGAGAAAGCUUCUUGAAUGUGCUUGCUACUAAAUUUUGGUUCAUGAACUGUGUAAUGCAAUAUUACAUAAGUCACUUAGGGCAGUUUAAGAUGACGUUAAAUGGAUUAAAUAUAGUUUGGUUUACUAAAUGGUAGCUAUGAAUACCAUAAAUACUACAUGUGUUGACAGUGAUAUAUAACAUGAGACUGAAUUACAGUGUUAACCAGUGUUGUAAUAUAUGUUGUUUGUGGCACAUGCAUGGUGGUACCUGCUUAGACUUUCAUAACAAAUUGGUUACUUUAUAUAAUUUAUUAUCUAACAACACCCACUUGCAAUGACAAAGAUUUAGUAGAAAGACAUGGGACUAAGUUAAUGUCUGAGACACUGAAUGUCAUUUCUUAUAGGCAUAAUUAAGUGUUAAACAGGGUUUUCUUCCUGCUUCUUGUUAAGGGGGGUACAGAAACAACAUACUGCACAUAUUCCUGCUUCUCUGCCUCUGUACUUGUGUUUUCAUGCUUUUAUAUACUACCAUAUACUAUAACAAAAAUUAUACAAUAUAAAAAGAAAAUGUUUGGUGCAUUCACUUUUUUCAGUAUCUUCACUCAGUAGUUAUCCUUUUGACACUUUCUAAAGUAUGCUAACUGUAGUAUUAAUCCUAUAUGCUUUAGUUUUGUGUGUGUGUUUCCCCUUUCCUUUUUAAGAAGUGAGUGAUAAAUGCUCAUGCAAAGAAAUUGUGAAUGUGCUGUACUUUAUUUAUCCUGAAUGUGAAGCAGUUAGAAACUGCGAUUCUUGGACUUAAGAAUUUGCAAAAAAUUACAUUGACAUAGCCAGUGUGCAGAAGGAAAUAAAUAGUACAGUAGUAUAAAAAUUAGAUUAUUGGUUUUAGGAAGUUUGAUAAGCAGUACAAAACAAAGACAAUACUUGACCACAUUUGUUAAUGUUAAGAUUCUGUAGAAGUUACUACAUACUGUACUAAUCUUGUAGUAAGCUUGAUGGAUUAUAAAUCCAUGUUUGUGAAGGUCACUUAAAGAUAAUUUUUCAAAGGCAUUUUGUAUGAUAGUCCACCAAAGAUGGUAUUGCUAUGUUGGUAGAAUAAAAUUAAGUAUUAAUAAUGCUGAAAAUGAGCAACUGAUCAAGCACAUGGCUUUAAGGUAUCUAUCUGAUUUUAAUAUUUGCUAUGUUUGUUGAAAAGGAUAUUCAUUCUGUGACAAAAUAUGUACAUAUGACAAGAAAUCUUAAGAAAUUAACUAUAGUUUGGGCAUGGCAACUUGUCUGCUUCUGGAAGAACUUAAAAUAAGUUCAUUUUGUGGAAACAUGCACUUUUAAGAUCUUUUUUUUAACACAUCGGCCAUUUCCCACCGAGGCAGGGUGACCCCAAAGAAGAAAGAAAAAAAAAUUUAAGAAAUGUUACAUAUAAUAAGUCUGGAGUUAUCAGCUAUGUAAGUGGAGAUUUCAGAUCAAGUAUAGUUAUUUAUUUAGGUGCCUCAACAGAAAUAGGAUGUUUUGUUUGUAAAUGAUGCUACCUGGUGUUGGCAAUCAUGUUUCAUGUUUAUGAAGAAAAAGGCAUGAAGCUUGAUAGUUGUAUUGCUUUUCCUUAACAGUUUUAUUUUGAAGUGUGUGUAUAUAUACACAUCUACAUUGGAAUUUUAUAUUACAUAUUUUCAUCCUGUGUACUUUGAAAAAAGUUAUGUAUACAAAUACAAGUGUAUAGAUUUUGUGUAAUAGGAAUGUUUUUGCAAAGUUUAAAUAUUUUGUUUACAAUUUAUAUAUUUUAAUACUGUAUUGUAAUUAGUUAUCUAUAGUAUUAAAUUAUAAGAUGAA
Molecule: messenger RNA, 4899 nt
Organism: Cherax quadricarinatus
Lineage: Eukaryota; Metazoa; Arthropoda; Malacostraca; Decapoda; Parastacidae
Product: CUE domain-containing protein 1
Molecular function (GO): ubiquitin binding
Source: RefSeq, a predicted model, not a curated record